UUAGACAUAACAUGGUAAGACCGUAAGAGUGUAAGUUUUAAUAGUCAUAGUGAUGUUACGUUAUGAAAGUUUUGACAGUGACCGCUCGUCAUCGUCCGAUAUUUCCAAUUCGUCAUGGUUCAGUUAUUCAAGCGAUCUUCCCUCAGUGUUUGGUGAUGAGGCAAAAGAAAGACCUUCUAAAAUAAACCCUGGAAUGCUCCGAAAUUCUGCCCAACAACUCGCUAAGUUUUCUGCCAAACAACAUUAUCCGAAAUUCACUCCGUCCAGCGACGCCUGUAGAUGCUCGAUGUUACAUUGGGCCUGUUAUGUCGGAUGGUGUUUAUGCAAGUAUCAAUAUCAACCGUUGACACCACUCCACCUGCUGCCCAAUACUGCAAUAAUUGGCGGAAAUUUAGAAUAUGCAACCUCUCGUAAGCUUUCGGAGGGUAGAGUACACUCUGAUGAAGGAACACGUGGCCCUAGCAAAAAUCGUCCUCAAACAGAGUUAAAAUAUUCUUCCACGAAGGACGAGGAACUUUAUUUAAUAGAAACGACUGUGUGACGAAGACAGUACUGACUUUACUUUACUUUAGGUUUUAUUUCUUGUUUUAUGUUUCUUGACAAUUACUUUAAACACAGUAAAGAUGACGUAUUAUAAAAUGACCGCCACAGCAGAGAAGAUUCUAGACGUUUAAAACAACCAUGACUCAGAGUCAAUACCUCACUAUAAAGUCGUUGUUUUAUAUUUCCACCACCGAAAAGACCUACAUUUUAAGUAGGAAUAUCGGGCGAACUCUGUUCUGUAUCCGAAGAUUUGCCAAAGAAUCUUACCCAUUUCGAAUAGAACACUCUAACUUCAUGUUUUAAGCUGCUAAAGUUUUGUUUUUACAUUGCAUUUUUUCUGCGUUUGAAUUUGUUUUUAUAAAAGAACGUCAUCUUCAUUACUGUGUACUUGGUUUCGUUUAAGCUGCUGGCAAUGAAUACGUUUAAUCAAGAUCAUAAUAAUUCAAUGAUUGCGACAACAAACUGCGACAAAAAUAUAUACAAACAUUAAA
Ciona intestinalis (vase tunicate) is the source of this 1034-nucleotide messenger RNA. RefSeq lists its product as uncharacterized. NCBI's taxonomy places the organism in Eukaryota, Metazoa, Chordata, Ascidiacea, Phlebobranchia, Cionidae. The record is from RefSeq and is a predicted model, not a curated record.